AUGUACUAUGAGCCUCUAGACCUCAACCUUUAUCUGGAGAAGGAGGCUGGAUAUAUCGGCAGAGAUUGCUCCACAAAUAACGAAAUUUGUGAGAUUAAACUCGUCAAAAGGACAAGGGUCUCACCAACUGCCCAUCUGUUUGUCUUUGGCUACCCUCAAGAGAUCAAAGGCGCCGUUGAAGUCGGUGCUUUUGGGCAUUUUCUAUUCUCUGGACAUCUUUUAGAGUCGGCGACCCCGGGGUUCUGGAACGCGGUAAAGCUGGAAAAUGGCGAAAAGGAGGUGAAGCGAAAGUACACGCCAAUUUACAUUGAUGCUGCAAAGAGACAAAUACACUUUCUCAUUCGAAUAUACGGUCCGUGUGAAGAGUUCCCAGACGGUGGCAAAUUUACAAGGUUUCUGGACAAACUAGAGGUCCAGGAUAGCCUCAAAGUGAUACCCUGGAAGCCAAAGUACAGGCUCGUUGAAGAGGCUGUGAUUAGGGUGCUGGGAAGACGUCUUGAAUACAAAGUUCUGAAUCUAAUAGCCGCUGGUACAGGGAUAACACCUUUUGUUAGACUACUAACACACUACCAAAAUACACCUGUGUCUGUUAAUCUCAUAUACUGCAAUCGGUCCAUUGAGGAGAUUAUGCUAAAGGAGCUUUUCGAUACUUUGACCUGCUCCAAUUCAAACAUAAGAGUCAGAUAUCUCGUCUAUUCACGCAAAGACUACUCUGAAUCUGGAAGCAUUGCGGAUUCACCCAGCAUUUCAAGGUGCAUUAUAAACAAGGAGAUAAUUUCAGAGGUCCUGGAAGUGGCUGAAAAAUCCGUAACUUUAUACUGUGGACCUCCAAAGUUUUGUGAUUUAGUCAAAGAGCUGCUCGCCAGUUUAAACUUUACAAACUCCCACGUAAUAUAA
Theileria equi strain WA is the source of this 897-nucleotide messenger RNA. RefSeq names its product NADH-cytochrome B5 reductase, putative. The transcript is spliced from 2 exons. The record is from RefSeq and is a predicted model, not a curated record. Bases 1 to 897 code for a protein of 298 amino acids. Gene Ontology annotation, molecular function: oxidoreductase activity. NCBI's taxonomy places the organism in Eukaryota, Apicomplexa, Aconoidasida, Piroplasmida, Theileriidae.